Messenger RNA from Phaedon cochleariae (mustard beetle), 1023 nucleotides. Lineage: Eukaryota; Metazoa; Arthropoda; Insecta; Coleoptera; Chrysomelidae. The record is from the annotation of a GenBank genome assembly.
AUGAGUGAGUCUGAAGAAGAUUCAGAGUUAGACCCAAGAAUUCAAAUUGAAUUGGAAAUACUAAAUACCACUACUGAUGAGAUUAAUAAACUGGAAAUUGAGUAUGAUGAGGAAAACAAGACAUUUAGAAUGUUACUCAGUGAAUGUACAAGGAGGCUUAAAGUGCUAUCCAAAAAACUAGGCAACUGUAUAGAUAAAGCCAGGCCAUAUUAUGAACUUUUUGAAGAGGCAAAGAAGGCUCAACUAGAAUGUCAAGAGGCAGCUGCACUGUAUAAAAAGGCUCAUGGUAUUCAUGCUGCAGCUAAAGAGACUGUUGCUUUGGCAGAGCAACAGUUUAUGUCAAAUAAGAAUGAAUGGCAGUUUGAUAAUGCUUGGCAAGAAAUGCUCAACCAUGCAACUAUGAAAGUAACCGAGGCAGAAAACGAAAAGGCCGAACGCGGCAGAGACCACCAUCGCAAAGCUGUGGUCUUCAAGGAGAUCGAAGAUAAGCUGAAGCAGCUGGAGGACAAGCUGCAGAAGCAGAUAUCUAAAUCCCGCGCCUACUUCGACGAGAAGGCGCUCUGCCAGGACCAGCUGAACACGCAGAAAACACGCAUCUGUACCAUCAAGCAGGAGAUCGUCAACGCCAAGAACCUCUACGCCCAAACGCUGAAGAACCUCGAGCAGAUAUCCAAUGAGAUCCACUCGAAGCGGCAGGGCAGGAAACGAGACGACGAUCUACUGAAGCGUCCCAGAGAGCCCGGGGUGGGGGCGGAACUCGACUCCGCCUUCAAGGAAGUACCUCUGGACAAGCAGUACCAGUCUCUGCCUGACAUCAACGCCGAAUUGGACAAGUUCGACGCGUUUAGCGAACAUUCUGUCAGUGCUAUUAACAGCUCCGCGGCUAGCGAGAGGGAUGACAAUGAAUUGGAUGAUUUUAACGAGAGGUUCGGUGGUUUAGAUAUUAGGCCUGUUGAGGGUAAGAGUGAGGAUGUUUAUGUUUCGGAGUUUCAUCUGGGACUAUUAAAGAACGAUGAUGUCUGA